AUGGGCCAAAUAAGCAAGCAAUUACCUGAGAGGUCUGCAAGCACAUUUCCAGGUGAUACAGUAGUGAACCCAAGAGAAGACUACAAGGUUAUUGAGUUGAGAAGUGGUAAAGUAACUGGUCCUGAGACCAAGGCCAAUGAAGAAUCAGUUGGAAAAGAAGCCCCAGAGGAGAAGAAGGAAGAAGUCGAGCACACACCUCCUAAGCGUGCAGACAACCCUUUCCCUGAUUCUCUUGACACUUAUCCUACCUUGCCAAAGGCUCCUGAAUACAAGCCGAAAAUGCCAUACCCUCAGAGGCUUCAGAAGGCUUCCAAAGAAAAGCAGUUCUCUAAAUUUUUAGAUGUCUUCAAGAAGCUACAGAUCAACAUUUCCUUUGCAGAGGUUUUGGAGCAAAUGCCUCUCUAUGCUAAAUUUAUGAAAGAAUUGUUGACCCACAAGAGGAAUUGGAAGGAACAAGAAAUAGUGGUGUUAACCAAGGAAUGCAGUGCCAUUAUUCAACACAACCUUCUUGAGAAGAUGUCAGACCCAGGGAGCUUUGUCAUUCCUUGCACCAUUGGAGAUGUCACCAUUCAGAGAGCUUUAUGUGACCUUAGAGCCAGCAUCAAUCUCAUGCCACUUUCAGUGAUGAAAAAGCUUUAA
This is a messenger RNA of Arachis duranensis, 639 nucleotides long. RefSeq lists its product as uncharacterized. Lineage: Eukaryota; Viridiplantae; Streptophyta; Magnoliopsida; Fabales; Fabaceae. The transcript has a single exon. The record is from RefSeq and is a predicted model, not a curated record. Bases 1 to 639 code for a protein of 212 amino acids.